Ficedula albicollis (Collared flycatcher) is the source of this 1167-nucleotide messenger RNA. RefSeq names its product ARP2 actin-related protein 2 homolog (yeast) (gene ACTR2). Gene Ontology annotation, biological process: Arp2/3 complex-mediated actin nucleation. The coding region runs from base 116 to 1147 and encodes 343 amino acids. Gene Ontology annotation, cellular component: actin cortical patch; Arp2/3 protein complex. Gene Ontology annotation, molecular function: actin filament binding. The record is from RefSeq and is a predicted model, not a curated record. NCBI's taxonomy places the organism in Eukaryota, Metazoa, Chordata, Aves, Passeriformes, Muscicapidae. The transcript is spliced from 9 exons.
GAAAUGUGGCUAUGCAGGCUCGAAUUUUCCAGAGCACAUUUUUCCAGCUUUGGUUGGAAGACCAAUUAUAAGAUCAACUGCUAAAGUAGGAAACAUUGAAAUCAAGAAUAACAAAAUGAUGGAUCUGAUGGUUGGUGAUGAAGCCAGUGAAUUACGAUCAAUGCUGGAAGUGAAUUAUCCGAUGGAGAAUGGCAUAGUUCGAAACUGGGAUGAUAUGAAGCACCUUUGGGAUUACACGUUUGGACCAGAAAAACUUAAUAUUGACACAAAAAAUUGUAAAAUACUACUCACAGAGCCUCCCAUGAAUCCAACCAAAAAUAGGGAGAAGAUUGUGGAGGUUAUGUUUGAGACAUACCAGUUUUCUGGGGUGUAUGUAGCCAUCCAGGCUGUUCUUACUCUCUAUGCUCAAGGUUUGUUGACUGGUGUUGUCGUGGACUCUGGAGAUGGUGUGACUCACAUUUGCCCAGUUUAUGAAGGUUUCUCCCUCCCUCACCUCACGAGACGGUUAGAUAUUGCUGGGAGGGACAUCACUAGGUACCUCAUUAAGCUCCUCUUGCUGCGAGGUUACGCUUUCAACCAUUCUGCUGAUUUUGAGACGGUUCGCAUGAUCAAGGAGAAGUUGUGUUACGUGGGAUACAACAUUGAACAGGAGCAGAAGCUGGCACUAGAGACCACAGUUCUAGUUGAAUCUUACACGCUCCCAGAUGGCAGGAUUAUCAAAGUUGGUGGAGAACGGUUUGAGGCACCAGAGGCUCUCUUCCAGCCGCACUUAAUCAAUGUUGAGGGGGUUGGCGUGGCUGAAUUGCUUUUCAACACCAUCCAGGCUGCUGACAUUGAUACCAGGUCUGAAUUCUACAAGCACAUUGUGCUGUCUGGAGGAUCCACCAUGUACCCUGGGCUGCCUUCACGGCUGGAGCGGGAACUGAAACAGCUCUACCUGGAACGAGUUCUGAAAGGAGAUGUGGAAAAACUCUCGAAAUUUAAGAUCCGGAUCGAAGAUCCCCCUCGUCGGAAGCACAUGGUGUUUCUGGGGGGUGCUGUUCUAGCAGACAUCAUGAAAGACAAAGAUAACUUCUGGAUGACCCGACAAGAAUACCAAGAAAAGGGAGUGCGUGUGCUGGAGAAGCUUGGUGUGACUGUUCGAUAAAUCCCAAAGCUUGUUCCCAU